This is a messenger RNA of Closterium sp. NIES-65, 2451 nucleotides long. The record is from the annotation of a GenBank genome assembly. NCBI's taxonomy places the organism in Eukaryota, Viridiplantae, Streptophyta, Zygnematophyceae, Desmidiales, Closteriaceae.
AUGCAGGUUCGGGCGUGGCACAACGUGCCCAAGGCUGAGCAGCGGCUUCGGUUCUGGACCGAGCCUGAGGUGGAGGUGGACCUGGCGGCGCAAGCAGGCGUGGAGGCCUUCCGCAUGGGCGUUGACUGGGGGAGGAUUGUUCUGCGCGAGCCACAGGGAGGCAAGAUGGAGGUGAGGGGGGUGGAGGUGAGGGGCCGUCUCCCAUCGCUUGUCCCUCCUCUCUCUCUCCUUUCUCCCUCUCCCUCUUCUCCACGGCAGCUCGACCAAGCAGCAGUGGCGCGCUACAAGGAGAUCGUGGCGCUGAUCGUCCAAGCAGGAGUGGCGCGCUACAAGAACAUCAUGGCGCUGGUGCGGGCGAGAGGGAUUGAGAUACCCUCAAAUUCUUUUUCCCCUUCUCCCUUCUUGCUCAUGUCUCCUCUCUCCCUGCUUCUCCCUCACCCGUCACCCCACAUGUCAACAGAUCGACCACACAGCAGCGGCGCGCUACAAGAAAGUAAUGGCGCUGGUUCGGGCGAGGGGCAUUUGAGACGGCCGCAAACCUUUAUCGACCACGCGGCAGUGGCGCGCUACAAGGAGAUCAUGGCGCUGGUGCGGGCGAGGGGCAUGCGCGUGAUGCUGACGCUCUUCCACCACUCGCUGCCCUCCUGGGCCGAGCCCAUUGGCGGCUGGACUAAUGCAUCUCUCAUUAACCACUUUGACUCCUGGACCCUGCUGGCAGUGCGCGAGUUUGGCCCCCUUGUGGACUACUGGGUGACGUUCAACGAGCCGCACCUGUUUGUCAUUCUCACCUACUGCAUGGGCGUGUGGCCGCCCGGCAAGGCCCCCUCGCUGCUGCAAUCGGCACUCUGCAUGUCGCCCGUGGGGCAGUACAGCCAAGCCAUGCAACACAUCGGGGAGGCUCACAUUGCUGCCUUCAAGACCAUCAAGAAGGGGAGCACGGCACCAGUGGGAGUGGCGGCCAACACGGCGUUCAUGACACCAUACAGCGCUCUGGACGUGGUGGUGCCACUGUACAUCGACUGGAUGACACUCUUCCCCUGGGUCGACCACAUCCAGCACCACCUUGACUUCUGCGGCCUCAACUACUACGGCCAGGAGUUCAUGUCAACAGCAGGCCUGCAGAGCGUAGAGGAGGAGGAGUUCUCCGAAGCAGGCAGGGCAGUCUACCCCGACGGCUUCUACCGCAUCCUCAUGGCUUUCCACCGCCGCUACUCGCCGCACCACCCCAAGCUGCGCUUCAUUGUCACUGAGAAUGGCUUUGCUGACACUGAGGACAACAUUCGCCGCCCGUAUCUGAUUGAGCACCUGCUGGCACUGAAUGCGGCUAUCAAGGAGGGCAUGCCCAUAGAUGCGUAUUUCCACUGGACCAUCAGCGACAACUGGGAGUGGGCGGACGGCUAUUGCCCCAAGUUUGGCCUGGCAGGCGUUGACAGGGCGUCCCCAAACCUCACGCGCGUGCUGCGCCCCUCCUACGGGCUCUUCAAGGAGAUCGUGGAGUCACGGCGUGUGACGGUGCAGCAGCGGGAGGAGGAGUGGGGGCAGCUGCAGCAGCGGGCGCAGCGGGGCGAGCAGCGCUCCUACUGCCGCGCUGUUGAGCCCUCUGGUCGCAUGGGCGCUGGUGAGCGUGGGGGGGGUGCAUGCAUGUUGGUGUUUGGAUGUAUGGUGGGGCGCGUCGUGAGAUGGAUGGUGGCAUGGUGGCAUGUGUUGUGGGAUGGUGGCAUGGUGGCAAGUGUUGUGGCAUGCAUGUUGGUGAAUGGACAAGAACCCUGUGGCAGCAUGGCUGCUGGUGAGCGCUGUGGUGGUGGUGCGGCAUGUCUGAUUUCUCCCCUCCCUCACCUCUCAUCUACUACUCUCUCUCUCCCCCUUGACUUUUGGGUCAACUCCCUUGACUCAAUCACAACACGGGUGAUAGCCACCAAAGAUGGCGAGUACAGACGCCCCAAGGCCGUCUCAGUCGACCAAAGAUUCAUCCUCUUCCUCUCACCCGCUCAUCUACUACCAUCUGCUUCCCUCCCUCCCCCCCCCGCUCCUCCAGACUCCCUUGACUCACCCACAACGCGAGUCGUUGCCACAAAGGACUGGCGCUAUGGCGAGUACAGGCGCCCCAAGGCCGCUGUGAUGGUGAAACGUACGGCAAGGAUUUUCCGCAUCUGGCUGGAGGACCUGCUGCUUGCCGCCCAGCAGGCUGCAGAUGCUGCCAACUCCCUCCUGUGCCGCCUCAUGCACGGCCCUCACCACCAGCAGCACCAGCACCACCAGCACCAGCAGCAGCAGCAGCAUCAGCACCAGAAGAACCAGCAGCAGCAACAGCAGCAGCAGGCUGUGGAGCAGCAGCAUGCAUGGGAGGAGGUGGAAGCAGACAUUGAGAUACCACCGGUAGUUGCUGCUGCUGCUGCUGCUGCUGCUGGUGCUGGUGUGGGUGCUGCUUCAGCAGACAAGGAUGAGCUGUAG